GCGGCCUAGCGUCGGUUGCCGAGGCCGCGGGCUGGGCAGCGGGCCCGACGGGAGGCCAUGGCUGUCAGCGAGCUGGAGCGCGACUCGGUCGUCGAGCGCCCAUUGCACGGCUCCGUCGUCACCAACUUAAGUAUCCCGCUCGGCACUGCCGGCGGUCCCCGCGGCUGCGAGAACGGAGCCCUGAUGGGCAACUUCGGCAUGUUCAUCCAGGGCUUGCUGGGGGUGGUGGCCUUCAGCCUGCUGAUGUUGAAACGUUUUCGAGAGCCAAAGUAUGAGAGGCGACCAUGGAAGAUAUGGUUUUUGGAUACAUCAAAACAGGCUAUUGGCAUGCUAUUUAUCCACUUUGCCAAUGUCUACCUGUCAGACCUGACUGAAGAGGACCCAUGUUCACUGUAUCUGAUUAAUUUCCUUCUGGAUGCCACACUUGGUAUGCUCUUGAUCUAUGCUGGAGUGCGAACAGUAGGUGUCCUAGUUGAAUGGCAACGUUGGGAUUCUCUUCGAUUUGGAGAGUAUGGAGACCCACUAGAAUGCAGUGCUUGGUUUGGACAGUGUGCACUUUACCUACUGAUUAUGAUGUUGGAGAAGACCGUGGUGAUUAUAGUGCUGCUUUUACCUCAAUGGAAGAAGGUUGCUCUGCUCAAUCCAAUCCAGAACCCGCAGCUGGAGCUGGCAAUUGUGAUGCUGAUAGUUCCUUUUUUUGUCAAUGCAUUAAUGUUUUGGGUGGUGGAUAAUUUUCUAAUGAGGAAAGGCAAAACUAAAGCUAAACUGGAAGGAGAAGGCGGUGAGGAUGAUUCUAGAAGCAGCAACAAAGUUAGAUACAGAAGAGCAGCAUCACAUGAGGAGUCUGAGUCUGAGAUUCUAAUUUCAGCAGAUGAUGAGUUGGAUGAAUCUGAAGGUGAUGAAGACCUUAGGAGACUGACAAACAUAAAGCCUAUUAAAAAGAAGUUGCGAUUCGGAGGCCUCCCCGUAUGACCCAGAAUGACCACAGUGCUCUAUUUCUCGGAGUUAUGAGGGGAGUCAUGCCAUCGCAGAGGGAAUUGUUUCCUCCCGUAAACUACACUGUGAAAAUGAGCUGCAUACAGUGUGUGGAGCAGCACAGGGAUCUGAAAGAUGAUUAGGGUGAGGCCAAGGUGAUUGUGCUUGCGAUCUCAGCUCUCCACUUUGCACUGAUACCAAACAUUCCUGAGCAAAGUCAUCCAUUAUUUGCACACAGAAAAUGUACAGGACCUUUGGGUGCAGGAGAACAGAUUUCUUUCAGCACAUCAAGUUUUGAUCCUUUGUUUUAAGUUAUUAAAUCUGAUGCCCAGUCUGUUUGUAUCCUUAAUAUAUUGACCAUGAACCCUGAAUUUUCAACUCUCAGUUAGCAAUGUAUUUAUGGCACAAUGUGGUUAUAAAUUGGAGUUCUGUCAACACAAGAACUUGGCAAUUACCAAAUCAAAAAUGCCAGAACAGAAAUUACCAGUAGAAAAGCAUGAAUGUGGCAACUUAAUUGUACCCUCUCUCCUGAAUUUCUCCUGAUCACCCCGUAUCCUACAUAAAUUCUCACCCCACCAUUCUCCCUCACCCUUCACCCAUUUUAUUACCAGUUGAGAUUUUUUGCUUCAUUAAUGAAGUGUUAUGCAUUUUUCGAUGGUUAGGACGCUAAUCUUAAUAACGAUAUUGGCUCAAUUGAAUUGUGGCAUUUUGCAGCACAAUUCUCAGUGAACUGCAAAGAUGGCCAACAAAACAUUAAAGGACAAUUGUCCAUCAGUGUCUGACAAUACUCAACAUCCCACAAUUAUGUUUUAAUGGUAUUCCCUGGUUCUAAUUCAUGCCUGUUUUGGCAGAACAACUUAAUUAGUGACAGUUUAUUGAAGCUUCUUGUUCAGUAUUAAGACCUGAAUGUGUGAUUCUUCUUUGGAAAAAGCCCUGACAGAAACAACCUUAUCAAUAUUUGAUGCAGGUUAGCAAGGAAGGUACAAGUAUUGCACAGUUCAAUUGACAUUGAGAUGGCAUUAAGGCACUUUUUGAAAUGGAGAGUGUACUACCUGAUAGAUAUCUGUCCUGGAUGGGUUCUUCGGGAUUGUGUACAGAAAACAGUGCUUGAGGGUGUUUGAUGUUGUUGCUGGGCACCUGAAUUGAUGUUCCAUUUCUAACAUUGAUGUCACUCACAUUAAGAAUAUUAAUUUACUUGUACAUAGAAAUCACAAGUUAAUUUCAACAGGACUGUUAGUUCUGUUAAAUAAUAAUGAUUUUGAUAUGAGUGGUUUAAAAGAUUUCUUUUCAGUAGUUUAUUGAAAAUGGCAUUCAGUUUGAGAAUGGUACACCAGAGAAUUGCAGUGUGCAUCCUUCACAGUGAACCUAUUACUGAAUCAUUAUCCUACAGUGAAUUAUCGAACCACCACCCCCUCCACCCCCUCCCCCAACUAUCCACCUGGAUACCCCCAUUGUACUAACCUACAACCAGUGUUGAAAUCUUUAACCUUGAUGAACUGGAACAUGUUUUUCAUUUAAAAAUUAACCUUUCACUUGGACUUCAGUCAUUGGAUUAAUUUAGAGAAUGAAUGACGGAAGGAGAUCAGGGUUGAAACUAAAGCUGUGUAUCACAGACAGGCAGUUGCUGCCAAGAAAAGUCGGUGUUGCUCACAUAGUUUGUGGGCUUUAACUCAUUCUGAAGGGGUUUCGGCUGGGUGUGGUUGGAAGGAGCACUCUGCGGGGGCAGGGGAGUGUGGAGGGAGGACACUGGGGGGUGAAGAGACUGGAGAGGGAGGAUUCUGAGAGCAAAGUGAGUGUGGAGGGAGAACACUGGUAUUGGAGCAAUGAAGGAAAUACAGCAAAGGACAGGGAAGGAGGAUACUGUGUCAGAGGGAGAAAGUGGGACUGAGGGAGAGUGGGAGGAAGAAAAGGCACUGUGGUAUUGCUGAGCAGAUAAGGAAGAAGUGAGGGUUUUGGGUGGCAGCUGAGCAGUUAUGGAGAAUUAGGUCAGUGGUGAUGUGGGAGCAGGUGGGGAAUGGAAGUGUCUGGGGUGGAGUGACGAGAAGGUUGGGCAUUGUUCAGACUGCUGAUGUUUCCUUUGAUCCAUUUUCCAUAUGGAGGGCAUUUUCACACAUUGAGUCACAGCCGAUCAGAACAAUACAAUUUUUCCACUAAGUUUCCCUUUAAUCUGUUCUCCCCACAUUCCCAUCAACUCCCCUCAGAUUCUAUCACUUACCCACAAAUGGGGCAAAUUGUAAUGGUCAGUUAACCUACCAACCUUGGGGAUGUGGAAGUUCAUGAGAGCUCCUGGAAGAAACCUACAUGGUCACAAGAAGAACAUGGAAACUCCAGACAGACAGCACUGGAGGUCAAGAUUGAACCUCAGUCGCUGGUGUGUGAAGUAGCAACUUCACUAACUGCACCACUGUGCUGUCCUAAUCAUUCUCCUUAUAUAACCAAUCAUGGAACCUGUAUCAGAAGUUCACUAAUAAAACUGAGUCUGUUCUUCAGUUUAACUAGUGAGAGCUAGAAUUUGCCAGAGAAAUCAAAUCUUUUGGUGGGAUUUAAUUUUAUAUCUGUGGUUAUUGUUUACCUUGUGAAGGAAACUGUAUAUAUUUCAUAGUUUAACCCCUUGGAUAAUAGGAUUUAGUGUGGUAACAGGCCCUUACGGCCCAACGAGUCCGCGCUGCCCAUUUUAAACCCAAAUUAACCUAUCCGUACGUCUUUGCAAUGUGGGAGGAAACCGGAGCACCCGGAGGAAACCCACGCAGACACGGGAGAACGUACAAACUCCUUACAGACAGUGACGGGAAUCGAACCCCGAUCGCUGGCGCUGUAAUAGCGUCGCACUAACUGCUACACUACCGUGCCGUUUCAAACUAAUUUUCAUAAUUGUUCACUAUGUAUGUGUAAAUUAGUAAAGCAUAUUACCCUACAUUACUGGUGAGCUUGAAGCUACCCUUUUACUACAACCUGAAAACCCAGUUAAUUUCUUCUUUGAAUAUAAGUGUCAGAGCUUUGGCUAAAUUGCCUCUUACAAAUCCAGUCUUAUCUGAGAAAGUGAUGUUAGGAUUAAAUUGUGAGUUUGAGGUGCAUACAGUUUUCUUCACAAAUGUAUUCUGAUUAGAUGAAGUUGUACAAUUUCAAGCUACCAGGUCUAUGCAUAGUGACAGAUGUUUUCCAAACUGUUCAGAUAGAGUUGGAGUUGAAUGAGAUCACUACAACUCUGCUGCUGCCAGAACUCCAUGGCACCUUAUUGAUGCCACUUCCGAGCUGUUGAAUCUGUUCUGAACUAAAGUCAUGUAACAUAAUGGUAACUAUACAGUACAACAGUGUGUCAUCGGUGUAGUGGAACAUUUUCUCUACAAGAGUUGUGUGCUGGUCACUCAGAAUACUAUUACGAGUAGAUCCAUCUCUGAGCUGUAAGUUUGUUGAAGGCAAGGUGAAGUGGGUUUAUUCAAUUUUACUCACCACCUACCUUGGCCCAGUCUAGCUCCAUGUUCUUUAAAACUCAGCUAGUGGUAGUGUUACUGAACCACUCCUGGUGAUGGACAUUGAAGUUCAGCCAGUUUAUGCCUUGCUAGUCAUAAUUCUUAAGUUGCAUUCAUUAUGGAAGAGCAGUUAUUCAUCACUUGACCAAGGGCAGCAGUUGGUAAUCUGCAAGAUUCAUUGCUUUUGUUUGAUCUGGAGAGUGAGUUGGUAUUAUAUAGUUCCACUCUCCCAAAUGUGGGGAUAGAUUUUUCUGCAAUUGCACUUUCUCUAGUUCUGGGGUUAUCCAAACCUCGACUCUACCCUGUUCUGAAACUAAGGCUCAUUCACUUUGAUAUAAUUACUUCCCAUUCUCCAGUUCAUUAUUGUAAGCCAGGUGGUUUGACAAGAGUUGCAAACAUUGGCCUGAAUGAUCACAUCCAGAUGAUAUAAAUUGUGCAUGACCCAUGGUCUCGACUCUUACCAAGCCAACUUUCAUCAGUCCUCCAGUGCGUAAAAUGGAAGAGAUAAGCAGAGGCUUGAGCACAUUGGAAUGCAUUGAUUGAGAAUGUAUUCUCCUAUUGCUGUUAUUCACUGCCAGUGCUAUGGAAGUUACCCUACUGCACGGUAACUAGGUGCAGUGUUUAAGUGCCCUCUGCAACUUUGAAGUCUAGUCUUUGGUCAUUGUGGUGGGUGUAUUCAUACCUCCAUUAUUAUUUUCCAUAAACUGGUGUUUAUGUAAAUUAUAAAAACUUAAGUAACUUCCUAUUGACUACCAGCUUUAUCAGGCAACAAAUUCAGCUGAUCAGAGACCCAAGACUAGAGUCAGAUUCAGCUGAUCCAUUGGUAAAACAACCCAUUUUAUCUUAGAGUCAUCAAGUUACACAGGCCCUUCGGCCUAAUUUAUCCAUGCUGACCAAGGUGCCUUCCUGAGCUAGUCCCAUGCCUGCAUUUAGCCCAUAUCCCUCUCAACCUUUCCUGUCCAUGUACCUGUAAUUGUAACUGUACCCACCUCUACAGCUUCCUCUGGCAGCUCAUUCCACAUACCCACCAUCCACUGUGUGGAGAAGUUGCCCCCAGGUUCCCUUUUAAAUCUUUCCCCUCACCUUUAAUCAUUACCUUCUAGUUUUAGACUCCCCUACCCUGGGGAAAAAGUCUCUGAUCUAUGCCCCUCAUGAUUUUAUAAGCCUCUAUAAGGUCACCCCUCAGCCUCCUUUGCUCCAUAGAAGCAUAGAACACUACAGCACAGAGAAACAGGCCAUUCAGCCCUUCUAGUCUGUGCCAAAACGGUAUUCCACUAGUCCCAUUUACCUGCACCCAGUCCAUAGCUCUCCAGACCUCUCCCGUCCAUGUAUCUAUCCAAUUUAUUCUUAAAACUCAAGAGUGAGCCCGCAUUCACUACAUCAGAUGGCAGCCCAUUCCAUACUCCCACCACUCUUUGAGUGAAGAAGUUCCCCCUAAACUUUUCCCCUUUCACCCUAAAGCCAUGUCCUCUUGUACUUCUCUCUCCCAAUCUAAGGUGGAAAGAGCCUACUCGCAUUAACUCUGUCUAUACCCCUCAUAAUUUUGUAAACCUCUAUCAAAUCUCCCCUCAUUCUUCUGCGCUCCAAGGAAUAAUGUCCUAACCUGUUCAGUCUUUCCCUGUAACUCAACUCCUGAAGACCCAGCAACAUUCUAGUAAAUCUUCUCUGCACUCUUUCAAUCUUACAAAUAUCCAGAACUGCACACAAUACUCCAGAUUUGACCUCACCAAUGUCUUAUACAACCUCACCAUAACAUCCCAACUCCUAUACUCAAAAUACUUUGAUUUAAGGAUGCCAAAUGCCUUCUUUACAACUGUCUACCUGCGACGCCACUUUCAGGGAAUUAUCUGAACUCCCAGAUCCCUUUGUUUCUCUGCACUCCUCAGUGCUCCACCACUUACUGUGUAUGUCCUACCUUGAUUUGUCCUUCCAAAAUGCAACACAUCACACUUGUCUGCAUUAAAUUCCAUCUGCCAUUUUCUGGCCCUUUCUCCCAGUUGGUUCAGAUCCUUCUGCAAGCUUUGAAAGCCUUCCUCACUGUCCACUACGCCUCCAAUCUUAGUAGACUCCAGGUAAGAGUCCCAGCCUAUCCAGUCUCUCCUUUAUAGCUCAAGCUCUCCAGUCCUGGCAACAUCCUUGUGAAUCUUUUCUUUAGCUUAAUCACACGUCUUCACCACCUUGUCUACCUGUGUCGCCACUUUCAGGGAACUAUGUACUUGUACCCCAAGGUAUCUCUGCUUCUAUGACACUCCCCAGGGCCCUGGCAUUCACUGUAUGUCCUGCCCUAGAUUAACUUCCCAAAGUGCACCACUUUGCUCGGUCAUACAGCAUAAAAACAGGCUCUUCGGGUCAAUAUAUGCCAUGCCAACAAAGAUGCCUACGUAAGCUUGUCCCAUGCCUGCAUUUGGCCCAUAUCACUCCAGGCCUUUUCCAUCCAUGUACCUGUCCAAAUUGUAAUUGUACCUGCAUCUGCAGCUUCCUCUGGCAGCUUGUUCCAUAAACCAACCACCCACUGCAUGGAAAAAGUUGCCCCUUGGAUGUCUUAAAUCUUUCCCCUCUCUCCUUAAAUCUAUACCCUCUAGUUUUAGACUCUCCUCUCCUGGGGAAAAAAGAAUGACUAUCCACCUUAUCUACACCCCCCUUGAUUUUAUAAACCUCUAAGGUCACCUCCAACCUUCUACACUCAAGGAAAGAAGGUUCCAGCCUCUCCCUAUAACUUGAGUCCUCCGGUGCCAGUAACAUCCUCGUUAAUCUUUUCUGCACCCUUUGCAGAUUCAUGAGAUUCUUUAGCUUGGCGACCAGAGUUAAAUUCCAUCUGCCAUUCCUUUGCCCAUUUUCCCAGUUGAUCUAGUACUGAUCCUCUGAUCAGUAAAUUGUGUUUUGACCUCCUGGUAACAUGGGUGAGGUUAGCAGGUAGAUGAAUAUUACAGAUAUACUUUAUGCCCAAGUAUGCCUCAAACUUAAGCAGCAUUACCGAAAGAUUUAAGAACAGAUUUAAAAAGCUGUCAGCGUAACUGUUAACUGAAUGGCCACAACAAGUGUUCAGGUAUUUAACACAAUGUCUUGCUAGGCACUGAUGUAUUCAAAUAGGUCUUCUGUCAUUCCUUUUAGUGUAGUUUACAUGCAGCAGUAACUCCUGAGUCAAUGAAAGACUCUGAAGAAUCAGCAAAAUACCACUCUGGCAAUCAGGAAGCAUUGAUUAUAUUGCAAAGUGUCCAGGAGUUGAGUAUAUUCUGUAUAUACUUUGUAUAUUGCUUUACA
Molecule: messenger RNA, 7706 nt
Organism: Pristis pectinata (smalltooth sawfish)
Lineage: Eukaryota; Metazoa; Chordata; Chondrichthyes; Rhinopristiformes; Pristidae
Gene: stimate
Product: STIM activating enhance
Exons: 8
Coding region: 58-972 (304 amino acids)
Biological process (GO): activation of store-operated calcium channel activity
Cellular component (GO): membrane; cortical endoplasmic reticulum
Molecular function (GO): calcium channel regulator activity
Source: RefSeq, a predicted model, not a curated record